UAUAUAAACAUGACAUAACUUUGGGAAAUUUGUUGUUUUGGUGCAAUUUGAAAGUGGUGCAAAAGGGCUCGAUCCGGCUUUGUAGGUUAGAUAAAUGAAUAGAAAAUGGUUGCUAUCCGUCGAUGCAGUUCCUAGAAUGUUAUCACCACGGCACCCCCUCAACAGCUGGCUCGGGCGGGCGAUAUUGCUACGACACUUUGCACCACAGCAGCGAUGGAUCAGCUGUUCCGCCGCGCUGCUUCGCAGUCACUACGACUCGCUUGGCGUGACCCCGAGCGCGACACAGAACGACAUCAAGCAGGCGUACUACAAACUGUCCAAGCUGUACCAUCCGGACAAAAACAAGGGCAGCGAAGUGGCGGCGGAGAAGUUCCGCGACAUCACGGCAGCGUACGAAGUGUUGGGCAACUACCGGUUGCGGAAGCUGUACGACAAGGGCAUCCUGCACACCGCCGGGCGCCAGUUUGCGAGCGAAGCGCCGACCGCGGCGGCAGACCACACCGAGGACGAUGCUCAGACGCGGUUCUACAAGAAGCGUAUGACCCGUACGCAUGCACCGACGGCGACGGGACGGACGCCGAUUUACGAUUUCGAUGAAUGGUCCCGGAACCAUUACGGAAGCCGAUUCGACCAGAAGAUGAAGGCGGAGGAGCGGUUCAAAAAGAAGGCCGAGCGGGAAGAGAUCUUCAAGACGCGAUUGCAGCACGAGUACAUCAUCUUUCCGCUUCUGUUCGUCUGCGUAAUGUACUGUGUGAUAGUGUUCCAGGAGGGCACUUACGAUGCUCCGAAACCGGUAACGAAGAGUGAGCCUUAAGAAGGUCUCGCGCGGGUAACGAUUCGUGUGAAAGCGCAGGCGUAUUAUUUAUCUGUAAAUAUUUUAGGGCAAUAACAACACUCCGCUGGCUCUUGUGCCUCUUGUGGCCCAAAGUCAACACUUUAAAACGGAAA
Anopheles arabiensis is the source of this 948-nucleotide messenger RNA. Its product is annotated as dnaJ homolog subfamily C member 30, mitochondrial. The transcript has a single exon. NCBI's taxonomy places the organism in Eukaryota, Metazoa, Arthropoda, Insecta, Diptera, Culicidae. The record is from RefSeq and is a predicted model, not a curated record. Bases 95 to 814 code for a protein of 239 amino acids.